GCAAAGAAUUCAUCUUGUUUUUAAGAUAUAAAAAAUGGAUAAAAAUACAAGUAUACCGCAAGAUUAUUCACAAGACGAUCUUGUUGAAUUGCUACGACAAUACUACAAACGGUUAUUUCCAUGUAAACUGUACCACAGAUGGUUAGCUUAUGGCGGAGUGUCGAAGAACUAUUUUGGUAAUCGUGAGUUUUCUUUCACCCUGAAAGAUGAUGUUUAUAUACGAUACCUUUCAUUUGCUGAUGUAAGUGAAUUUGAAAAAGAACUAAUAAAGAGAAUACCAUAUAAAAUUGACAUUGGAGCUGUUUACAAUUACAAGCCAAAAGAUCACAAAACGCUGCAAGCUGGAACAUUUAAACCGAUGGAGAAAGAAUUAGUGUUUGAUAUCGACAUGACUGAUUAUGAUGAAGUCAGAACUUGUUGCAGUGGUGCGUCGAUCUGUAGAAAGUGUUGGAUGUUUAUGACUGCCGCGUUGAAGAUUCUCGAUGCUGCUCUCGAAGAGGAUUUCGGCUUUAAAUACCGUCUGUGGGUGUACAGUGGUCGACGUGGUAUUCAUUGUUGGGUGGCAGACAGUGCAGCACGCAAGUUGACACAAGCUGGUCGCUCAGCUGUUGUGGAAUAUCUUAGUGUUAUCAAGGGUAGCGAUUCACAAGUAAAAAAAGUUUAUUUCAAAGGUUCAAAUUUGCACCCUUCACUGGCACGCGCCAACAAAAUUGUGAAGGAAUUCUUUUGCAAGUACUACCUAACAGAACAAAACAUAUUAGACAAAGAAGAGCAGGAAAAAAUCAUGCUGAAAUUAAUACCCGAUGAAACAACUCGGCAGAAAGUGGAAAAGGCGUGGAAAGAUGGCAACUUCAGCACUAAAGAAAAGUGGGAUAUCCUCGAAAACAACGUAAACGCUAAAAUGACACUGAAACACGUUUUGGAAGAAAUUAUGUUUCAGUAUGUUUACCCCCGUCUUGACAUCAAUGUCAGUAAAGGAUUGAAUCAUUUAUUAAAAAGUCCUUUCUGCGUCCAUCCGAAAACUGGUCGAGUGUGUGUACCAAUCGAUCCAAAGCAAGCAGAUGAGUUUGACCCUAUGAGUGUACCCACAUUGAGUCAACUGUUUCAAGAAUUAGAUGCUGCUAAAGAAGCAGCUGAUGGAAACGAGGCUGAUAUGAAGCAAAAAAAAAGAUUAUAUGAAGACAUCGCUAAAGCAUGGCAUAAAAAUUUUUCAGAAGUUUAUAACCGAUAUUGAAGAGAAAAAUAAAGAAAAUAGAAGAAGUGUCAAUGAACAGAAAGCUCAAACGGGAGAUUGGUGAAAAAUUUGUCGAAAUAACCGUGUAAAGAACAUUUUGGAUCGUUCAGAACUUGUUUCGCUUAUGUUUUAACUGGAUGAGUAACGCGUUAUGGGUAUAGUUUUCAAGUGACAACUUGAUAUCAUUGACUAAAGAUUUUAUUCCGAAUAGUAAUAAUUUGUUCGGCGAGCGGAACACUGUAACAUUUUUAUAGUGGUAUGUGUACGCUGUAAAAAUCAUCGCUAAUUUUCAGGAAAGACAUUUUAGUUGUAAGAGAAUUUAAGAAAAUUUAAUUUUGCGGACGGAGAGUAAAAUUAA
Messenger RNA from Hydractinia symbiolongicarpus, 1592 nucleotides. Its product is annotated as DNA primase small subunit-like. Gene Ontology annotation, cellular component: alpha DNA polymerase:primase complex. The transcript is spliced from 13 exons. The coding region runs from base 35 to 1234 and encodes 399 amino acids. The record is from RefSeq and is a predicted model, not a curated record. Lineage: Eukaryota; Metazoa; Cnidaria; Hydrozoa; Anthoathecata; Hydractiniidae. Gene Ontology annotation, biological process: DNA replication, synthesis of primer.